Molecule: messenger RNA, 3219 nt
Organism: Manis javanica (Malayan pangolin)
Lineage: Eukaryota; Metazoa; Chordata; Mammalia; Pholidota; Manidae
Source: RefSeq, a predicted model, not a curated record
GGCUCUCCCCCUAGAAUGGGCCAUACCUGAAAUUUGAGCCCCAAAGACCCAGAAGGUGUGACAAAUGCCCUCCUCACAGGCCGGCCUGCAGCCCAGCAGGGCAGCAGCAAGACACCAAUUGCCAAUCAGGUUAUUAAAAGCUUAGCUGGUGGUUCCCCUCCAGCAGGGUGGAAUCAUCAGGCAUUGGCCCCCUGGGAGUGAUGGAUGGUGACAAAUGAGGGUACGUAGGGGGUUCCUGAGCCCAUCCAGGGCCACAGCUGGGAAACUCAGCUAUCAAAGCCCUGUAAAGGCUCCUCAGCGGAGGUGCUGCCGUCUGCUCAGAGCCAACUGGUGGGACCACACAGCCAGCCACUGUCCGCAAUCCCAGCAGAGCUGGUGCUGGUGCGCAGGGGAGGGACCCCUGGGUGACCAGGAAGAAGGAAGAGACCAAGAAGAAAGAGAUACAGAGAGGAGAGCGGCUGUUUCCCUCUUGUGGGGGGAGGUCAGAGGAAAAGGGCUGGAAAAUGUCCUCCCAGGCAGCAGGGAACCACACCUCCUCUGGGGCCACAGACGACGACUCCUAUGGCAGCUGGUACAUCGAUGAGCCCCAGGGCAGCCAGGAGCUCCAGCCGGAGGGAGUAGAGCCCUCCUGCCACCCCAGUGUGCCGCCCGGCCUCCUCCACACCUGCCUGGCUGUGCUGUCGAUCCUUGUUCUCCUGCUCCUGGCCCUGCUAGUGCGGCGCCGCCAGCUCUGGCCCCACUGCGGGCGCGGCAGGCCUGGACUGCCCAGCCCGGUGGAGUUCUCAGCUGUGGACAGACCGUGGACGGUGCCCGCCGCUGUCUUCACAGUCCUCUUCAGCUCCCUGUGUUUGCUGCUCUCUGCCGGGGACCCCCUGCCCUUCCUGACUCUGGCCUCACCAUCCAGCCACGAUGGGGAAACUGAGACUCCAAGAGGGCCCUGGAAGAUGCUGGCCCUGCUCUAUUACCCUGCCCUCUACUACCCGGUGGCUGCCUGUGCCACAGUCAGGCAUGGAGCCGCACACCUGCUUGGCAGUGCACUGUCCUGGGCUCACUUUGGGGUCCAGGUCUGGCAGAGGGCAGAGUGUCCCCAGGCGCCCAAGAUCUACAAGUACUACUCCCUGUUGGCCUCCCUGCCUCUCCUUCUGGGUCUUGGAUUCCUGAGCCUUUGGUACCCGGUACAGCUGGUGAGAAGCUUCAGCCAUAGGACAAGAGCAGGCUCUGAGGGGCUGCAGGGCAGCUACUCUGAGGAAUAUCUGAGGACCCUCCUUUGCCGGAAGAAGCUGGAAAGCAGCUCCCACACCUCCAAGCACGGCUUCCUAUUCCGGGCCUGGAUCUGCUUCAGACACUCCAUCUACACUCCACAGCCAGGAUUCCGACUCCCUCUGAAGCUGGUGCUCUCAACCACUCUGACAGGGGCUGCCGUCUACCAGGUGGCCCUGCUGCUGCUGGUGGCUGUGGUGCCCACCAUCCAGAAGGUGAGGGCAGGAAUCACCACGGACGUCUCCUACCUGCUGGCCGGCUUUGGGGUCGUGCUCUCGGAGGACAGGCAGGAAGUGGUGGAGCUGGUGAAGCGCCACCUGUGGGCUCUGGAAGUUUGUUACAUCUCGGCCUUGGUCCUGUCUUGCUCACUCACCUUCCUUGUGCUGAUCCGCUCGCUGGUGACACACAGGGCCAACCUUCGAGCUCUGCACCAAGGGGCCGCGCUGAGCCCGGGUGCCCUGCCCCGGAGCCCCCACCUCUCCCGCCAGGCCGUGUUCUGCUGGAUGAGCUUCAGCGCCUACCAGGCCGCUCUCACCUGCCUUGGGCUCCUGGUGCAGCAGAUCAUCUUCUUCCUGGGGACCGUGGCCCUUGCGUUCCUGGUGUUCAUGCCCCUGCUCCAUGGCAGCAAUCUCCUGCUCCUCCGAUCCCUGGAGUCCUCUUGGCCCUUUUGGCUGACCUUGGCCUCUGCUGUGAUCCUACAGAACUUAGCAGCCCACUGGGUGUUCCUGGAGAAUCGUCAUGGACGACCAGAGUUGACCAACCGGCGAACCCUCUACGCAGCCACCUUCCUUCUCUUCCCCAUCAAUGUUCUGGUGGGCAGUGUAGUGGCCACCUGGCGAAUGCUCCUCUCUGCCCUCUACAACGCUGUCCAUCUUGGCCAGAUGGACCUCAGCCUGCUGCCACCCAGGGCCGCAACUCUGGACCCUGGCUACCGCACAUACUGCAACUUCUUGAAGACUGAGGUCAGCCAGUCGCAUCCAGUCAUGACAGCCUUCUGCGCUCUGCUCCUGCGCACACAGAGGCCUUGCUCUCCCACAGCCCCACAGGGCGGCCUCAGACUCCGGGAGGAAGAAGAAGGGAUUCAGUUGCUGCAAACCAGGGACAGUUCGGCCAAGGGAGCAGGGCUCCGGGCUCGCCAAGGCAGGGCCCGCUGGGGUCUGGCCUACACACUCCUGCAAAACCCAGCCCUGCAGGCCUUCCGGAAGACAGCCCUGUCAGCUGCGCGGGCCAAUGGUGCCCAGGCCUGAUGGCGGGCAAGGCCGAGCCACCGCAUCCUGGUCUGUGCGGGGGGGGCUUCUGUCUCUCCCAGCCCACUCCUUCCCUGGCUUUCCAAGCGUCACCCAGGCCUUGGCAGCCUCUCUGCGCAGCAGCAGCUCUGCCAGCCGGUCCGCAGAACAGGGCCCCAGAGACCAGCUCAGAGGCCAGAGGCCAUGGCUGGGUGGAGGUCUUCCCCUGGCUUGGGAACCAGGAGCUUCGGGGGGGCUCUGGUCUGCCCCCUUGGCCUCAGGGAGCCAGCGAGCACUGUGGAGAGGGCAACUGCUGAUUUAGACCCUUGGUCCAAGAGCCAGUGGGACCAGGGCGGCCACGGCCAGGCACUUCCCCCUGCUGACUCUGUGCCGGCCUCAGGGCCCCACUGAAGCCUUCUCCUGGCUGGGGCUGGUGAUUCGGGCUGGGACAGCCCUGCCUUCCAGCUCACCCCACCUCGGCCUCGGACUUUGCCACCAUGGAGCUAGACACACUGCUUCCUCUCUUCUCCCGUCCCCUCUUCUGGGACCUUGUGGCCUGCAAGGCAGCCCAGGAAGAAGGCAUGGGCUCCUACCAGGCAGCAAAGUCACGGCUCAAACCAGGCCCCAUGCUGAGCUGCCACACUCGAGAGCCUGAUAUUUUUGCAGUUGAUGUGCCUUUAGAUAUUAUGAAAGAGGUUAGUGUGUUCCCUGUAAUAAACUGGUCCCUGGGGAA